Molecule: messenger RNA, 2877 nt
Organism: Penicillium egyptiacum
Lineage: Eukaryota; Fungi; Ascomycota; Eurotiomycetes; Eurotiales; Aspergillaceae
Source: the annotation of a GenBank genome assembly
AUGGCUUCCUGUAAACAUGCCGGAUGGCUUCGUGUCAUAGAGAACCGCGAUUCGAAAGAGCUUAUUAUAGAAAGAACCGAUCGACUGGGUGCUCUGGUUCGCGAAAUGCCCGAGCCAGACUUUCAACGCCCGCAGCUUUGUCUCUUCUUGGGUACCUCAACGAAAGAUGAGGCUAUGCGGAACAUCUUUAAUCGAAAUAACAUACGCCGUGGAGAUCGAGCAAAUGUCAACCUACGGGUUGAUACGACAUCUUUGACGAGCGACAAUCCUGUGCUUUUUGCAGAUAGCAAUCCCUUCCAAAUUCCUCUUUCCGAAAAGACUCACGUGUGGUGUCAUGAAACUACGUCUUAUUCUACAACAUGGCACACAACUGCAUCGCGCGCCGUCAUCGACGUUCUAUAUUCCAGACUCGUCUUCACUUUCAGCGAUGUCAUUUGCAUGUUUGCCGAUGACUUUCAGACAUUAGAAGCAAUUAUGCUACGCUUAAUAGCGUGGGUUGAGGUGCAAAAUGCUUCUUCGCUGCCUUCCGAUACGCGUCCUAGACUGCUCAUUAUUGUUUCGGAAGAUGGCAAGUUUAGCGAGGCUCGCAUAGAGGACUACCUGGCCUCAUCUAACCUUGGACGCCAACUUUCAUCAGGCUUUUCCACACUCAAGAUCUUUCAACUAGCAGGCAAAUACCUUUCCCCGUCUACCCGCUACCAACGGCUCCAUGCAGAGAUUCGAUAUCAUAUGGAAGAAUCGAGAGCGAUAAAAUCGAGCCUUAGGUGCCUUUUCUCCGCCACUCACCUUCUACAUUUUUUCAACUCCGCAGUGAAGCACACAGCGCAUAACCCAGGAGAGGUACUCGACUUUAUUAGGGUCGCGAGAGACUCAGAUCCAGUUAAAGCAGACCACCAUGUAUAUCUGCAGAAGUUUCUCAAGCUCUGCGUUCACUUCAAAAUCUCAUACAGCAUAGUCGCAGCAUUUGUUGCCUCAAGCAUUAUGAUGAAUGCGUACCCGAAAAGGAUGCAUCUUUUUGACCCGUAUUUGAUAUACCGUAACCUAUAUAGGUCUCAUUGCAAUAAGGCAUUUCAAUUCUCCUAUGGAGCACAGUGCUCUACCUAUUUGGAUCGAGAGGUUCAAGCUCAGUGUGACCGUAUAUUCGAGGCGCUAGAGGACGGAUAUACGGAUGCUGCACAGCUUCAUAGAGGAACCGCUGAAAAGUAUAGCAGUUUCCUACGCCAGGUUGUGACAAACACAGUCUGUAUCUGGUGCCUUUGCCGACCUCCCGAGAGACAUUUGAGCUGCGGUCACUCAAUAUGUGACGUAUGCGCCGCUUCAUUUGGCAUUCCUCUUCCAAAAUCGGACACUCAAACCCGGCUAGACUGUCUUUUUGAUGAUGGCGGAGAAUUACUGGUGAAUAUCAAACCACCAACAGCUGGGGUGAGGCUUAUAGGCAUUGAUGGUGGUGGUGCGCGAGGUGUGACGCCCCUCGAGUUCCUAGGUGAAUUACAGAAAUUACUUGGAGAAUGUCCAAUCCACGACAUGAUUGAUCUUGCACUUGGUACAAGUUCAGGUAAGUCUUCGAUAGUGUUAGCUGCAGAAUACAUGACUGACAGACCAGGGGGUCUAACUGUACUGGCCAAAUUCCAUCAAAAGUGGCCUGUCUCCCAUUGUGCUAGUGUGUUUGAGACUCUUGCCCGUCGAUGUUUUUCAACCUCUGACUCCGCGUUGGGUCGAUUGAAAGCGGUGGUCAAAUAUAUAACUAGCGAUGCAAUGUACGACGAGCGAUUUCUGGAAGGUGCCCUUCAAGAGACUUUGCCCGGACAGUUAUUUGGUUACGUCCCUGGGAUAGUAUCUGGGACGAAGGUGGCCCUUACUGCGACGUCUGGUGGGAACGCACGUUCAAUAUUCACAAACUACAACGGCUCAGCACAACCGAUGGUGGUUCGACCUGAAAACAAUCACGACGAAGCUUCGUUAUGGCAAGCAGCUCGUGCAACGACAGCAGCCCCUAUUUUCUUUAAGCCUAUUACGGUGGCUGGUCAAGAGUUUUGGGACGGUGGGCUUGGGUUUCCCAACCCUAUUGAAUUAGCAAUGUGGGAGUCUUCCCGUAUCUGGGAUAAAAAUAUAUCCCACGAUGUUACCAUCUCUCUAGGCACCGGAGAGGCCUCUAAGGGCUUACCUAGGAGAAAAACCCACUCCCUACAGAGAUUAUGGACUUCUUUCAUGGAUUUCCUCGAUGGACACACUAAAUAUGGUGAUGUCAGAAAUGGGUUGGAUGAGCAACGCAGGCAAGACUUCUUUCGUUUGAAUACUGAGCUUCCAUUCCCAAUUCGGCUGGACGAUAUUCAAAGUAUACCACUACAGAAAGAGCAGAUACACCUGCGCCCGCAAGGUCAGCUUAUUGAAGUUGCAACAGCGCUCUUGGUUUCAAACUUUUACUUUCAGCUUGAUACAUCUCCCAUCUAUGAUGGAGGCUUCUAUUUAUGUGAAGGCUCGAUUAGGUGUCGGGGCGUCUACAACAAUAUAGUCAACGCUCUCAUAACUCUACAUCAGCCUGAGAUGGAGUUUGUUACUGCGAAUGAGACCCUCGCCUCGCUGGAUUUACAAGCCUGUCAAAUGUGCUCCCUUUACAACAAACAUGUUUCAUUCUACGUCCGACACCCUACGGAAACUGUCACAAUAUCGCUGCGGUUGGCAAAAGGCAUUGAAAGGAAGAUAAGCGGCUUUCCUAAAAGUAUGCAAUGUUUUGAGGUACAACAGGGCCUCGACUCUCCUUUCACCGGCCCUAGAAGCUGUCAGAAGAUUCGAGACUGCUCAACCUGUUCCAGAUUAUGCAAAAGGAAGAAUCGGGAUAGCAUGGCUUCCAUUCACACAAAGCGUGUAAGGAGAUAG